Prorocentrum cordatum is the source of this 1363-nucleotide messenger RNA. Lineage: Eukaryota; Dinophyceae; Prorocentrales; Prorocentraceae. The record is from the annotation of a GenBank genome assembly.
CUCAAACUAUGGACCUUGCGGGCCUUGGGCACGGUGUUGCGCCAUGCUCCCGAGAAGCCUCGGCAUGCUGCCCCAACUUCCAGGAAGAUGGCUGCGAAGGUUGGCCGGCGACACCGCUGUCUGCGAUUGGUCCUGCACCGCGACGGCACGACGCCUCGGUGCUGGCCGGGCGAUCGCGAUCAGCUCCGAUCGCCUGGAGGCGUUCAUGAAGGCGGAGCUGGACGUCUUCGCUGCUAGGAAGGAUCGGCCGCUGCAGCCCCUCAAGCUCCAGGACAUCCUUCGCGCGUCGUCCUCCCUGCCGCUUCUGGCCCAGCUCCUUCAUGUGGAGCUACCGGUGCGCUUCGCGCGGCGGAUCAAGCACCUCCAGCGCAUCCCAGGCUGGGAGCGCAUCCCGGAGCUGGUCGCGCUUCACGACAUGCACCUGGAGUCGUUCCGCGAGCUGCGGCUGGCCAGCCCCGAGGCGCUGGAGCACUUCGCACAGGUGGUGUCGCAGGUCCGCCUGCGCCACAGGACCAUCACCCGGCUCUUCGCCGAAGCCCUGCAGCGAGUGGACCGCUCCGCGGACGCCCACCUCGCGGAGUCGUCCCUCGGCGCGGCCGCUGGCCCAGUCGAAGAGGGCAGCGAGGCCCAGGUGCAGCGCAGGCACCUGGAGAGGUGGGCAGAGACCUUCCUGAACUCCCGGGUGUCCACCGAGAUCCAGAUGUCCCACUUCGUGGCGUGCAUCAAGGCGCAGUCUGGCCCGCAGGGCGGCGCGGACUCCCGCGUGGGCAUCGUCGACACCCGGCUCGACCUGAGAGACGUGUGCGCCCGGGCCGUUGCCGAGGUUCAGGGCGGCCCGUGGGAGUGCGCGGUGGCGGUGGAGCAUGUGGGCGAGGACUUCCACUUCUCGGGCGCCGGCCGCGGGCCCGGCGCGCAGGGGAUCGGCGUGACCGUGUGCGCGGGCGACCGCCAGGCGGUCCUGCGCGUGAGCGACCGGGGCGGGGGCGUGCCCUGCGACAUGGUCGACCGGAUGCUGUGGUUCACGGGCGGCUCGACAGCGCACGUGCCGAGCUCCCCAGACGGCGCGGACGACGACGCCGCCCAGGGCUCGCAGGACCGUCCCUGGGGCGUGUUCGGAGGCGAGAGCCCUCUGGCCGGCAGGGGGAUGGGCCUGCCCCUCAGCCGGGCCUACGCGAGGUACCUCAGCGGCUCGCUGCAGGUUGUGAACCUGCCGAACCUCGGGGUGGACGCCUUCCUGUCCGUCGACCGCAUCGAUUUCAAGGGCGCGGGGCCCGCGGCGUAGCCCAGCGCGCGGCGGUCCGACGCGCCUCGCCGCGCACGCGCGUGCGAGCGCUCCAGAGGAGGUGUGGGGGCGGCACGGGGG